Molecule: messenger RNA, 1279 nt
Organism: Clupea harengus (Atlantic herring)
Lineage: Eukaryota; Metazoa; Chordata; Actinopteri; Clupeiformes; Clupeidae
Gene: fbxo2
Product: F-box protein 2
Biological process (GO): ERAD pathway; SCF-dependent proteasomal ubiquitin-dependent protein catabolic process; glycoprotein catabolic process
Cellular component (GO): SCF ubiquitin ligase complex; cytoplasm
Molecular function (GO): ubiquitin protein ligase activity
Source: RefSeq, a predicted model, not a curated record
GUUGGACAGGUCUUUGGCACGAAUCAGGUCCCUAUUUUGUGCUGACAGUUUUUCAACAUGCCUCGAUGGACAUUUGUGCUGAGUGGGAUUUGUGUGGUAGAUUCUGCUCUUAUAGCAGCAUAGGGCAGGAGGGGAGUACAGUAGCAGAGCCUGUGUUGUCCAUGUGAUCAGCUGGCAGACAGCAGCUUGCAGAGCAGGCAUUCUCGGGUGUCAGGGACAGAGAGAAAAGAGCACGCUGCAGAACUGCAGGAGACACAGAAAGGACCUGCUGUAUUUCUGACUAAUCGUUAAAUUGAUCUAACAGCAAUGGCUAAAAACCUUCUGAAAAAUCCCUGUGGGGAAGAGCAGAUGGAUUUCUGGGAGCUGACAGAGAACGGAGGCAGUCAGUGGCGAGUGGAGGACAUGCCUGGAGACUGUGGACAUUCCAUCAGUGAUGAUGACAUCAAGCAAUACUUUGCCACCUCCUUUGAGCUAUGCCUGAAAAGACAGGUGGUUGACCUCGUGGCAGAGGGGUACACUCCAGAGGAUCUAGACACACAGCCAGUUGUCAAUGUAGAAGACUGGUAUUGUGGACGCACAGACUGUGGCUGCACAUACCAACUGACUGCAUGUCUGCUUGAUGAAAAUCAGGAGGUACUUGCAGAAUUUAAGCCUGACAAUGUGACCCUUGACCCAGACUCUGAUGACUGCUCUUGGAAACAGGUGAACCACUCCUUCUCAGAGUACGGCGAGGGGCUGCGCUUCAUCUCAUUUGAGCAUGGUGGACAGGACAGCCGCUUCUGGCAUGGAUGGUUUGGGGUCAGAGUGACAGGAAGUGGAGUCAGAGUGGAGCUCUAAAGGUUAGAUUCAGUCAGAAGAGAGAAUAGGAAUUCAGGGGAUGACAAUAGGUGAAAAAAUUAAAAAAAUUAAAAGAUAAACAAUAGAACAAGGUGGAGGACCUUCAAGAGAGAAAAUGUGUGGACCACUGUGAAUGAGCUGGCUAGUUCUGAACUGCAUAGUACUUAGAGUGGCUACCUAACACAAAUGUUUCUGAUCCCUAGUAUUUAUUGAACACAACACCCUUUGAAGCAUUAUGCAAAAUGUGUGCACAAGACAGGAAUUCAAAUGUUGUGGUUCUAACUACUACCUCCUCUGCUUAGUAAAACCGCACCUGCUGCUAUGCUGCUUAACUUCUGCACUAAUACCUUAAAUGCUGUGAAGCUAAAAAUGCACCUGAACCCUAGAUUAUGUUUUCAGUCAUUUUUGUCCUCGACAGACAACAAUAAAUUAGAUGACUUGA